Urocitellus parryii (Arctic ground squirrel) is the source of this 1854-nucleotide messenger RNA. RefSeq names its product solute carrier family 30 member 6 (gene Slc30a6). Gene Ontology annotation, biological process: transmembrane transport; zinc ion transport. Gene Ontology annotation, cellular component: membrane; Golgi apparatus. NCBI's taxonomy places the organism in Eukaryota, Metazoa, Chordata, Mammalia, Rodentia, Sciuridae. The record is from RefSeq and is a predicted model, not a curated record. Gene Ontology annotation, molecular function: monoatomic cation transmembrane transporter activity.
CACUGGGCAAAUUGAGCCCCCACAGCGUCUUCCGGCGGGAGCUGUGCAGCUCCUUAUCAUGGGGACAAUUCAUCUCUUUCGAAAACCGCAAAGAUCUUUUUUUGGCAAGUUAUUACAGGAAUUUAGACUUGUAGCAGCUGACCGAAGGUCCUGGAAGAUACUACUCUUUGGUGCAAUUAACUUGAUAUGUACUGGCUUCCUGCUUAUGUGGUGCAGUUCUACUAAUAGUAUAGCUUUAACUGCCUAUACUUACCUGACCAUUUUUGAUCUUUUUAGUUUAAUAACAUGUUUAAUAAGUUACUGGGUAAUGGUGAGGAAACCUAGCCCUGUCUAUUCAUUUGGGUUUGAAAGAUUAGAAGUCCUUGCUGUAUUUGCCUCCACAGUCUUGGCACAGUUGGGAGCCCUCUUUAUUUUAAAAGAAAGUGCAGAACGCUUUUUGGAGCAGCCCGAGAUCCACACGGGAAGAUUAUUAGUUGGUACUUUUGUGGCUCUUUCUUUCAACCUGUUCACCAUGCUUUCUAUUCGGAAUAAACCAUUUGCUUAUGUCUCUGAAGCUGCUAGUACAAGUUGGCUUCAAGAGCAUGUUGCAGAUCUUAGUCGAAGCUUGUGUGGAAUUAUUCCGGGACUUAGCAGUAUCUUCCUUCCCCGAAUGAAUCCAUUUGUUUUGAUUGAUCUUGCUGGAGCAUUUGCUCUUUGUAUUACAUACAUGCUAAUUGAAAUUAAUAAUUACUUUGCUGUGGACACCGCGUCUGCAAUAGCCAUUGCCCUGAUGACAUUUGGUACCAUGUAUCCCAUGAGCGUGUACAGUGGAAAAGUGCUACUCCAGACAACACCACCCCAUGUUAUUGGUCAGUUGGAUAAACUUAUCAGAGAGGUUUCUACCUUGGAUGGAGUUUUAGAAGUCCGAAAUGAACAUUUUUGGACCCUAGGAUUUGGUUCAUUGGCUGGAUCAGUGCAUGUAAGAAUUCGACGAGAUGCAAAUGAACAAAUGGUUCUUGCUCAUGUCACCAACAGGCUGUAUACUCUUGUAUCUACUCUGACUGUUCAAAUUUUCAAGGAUGAUUGGAUCAGGCCUGCCUUACUGUCUGGGACUGUUGCAGCCAAUGUCCUAAACUUUUCAGACCAUCACAUAAUUCCAAUGCCUCUCUUAAAGAGUACUGAUGAUUCGAACCCUGUCACAUCAACUCCAGCUAAACAUAGUAGUCCACCUCCAGAAUUUUCGUUUAAUACCCCUGGAAAAAAUGUGAGUCCUGUUAUUCUUCUAAACACACAAACAAGGCCCUAUGGUUUGGGUCUUAAUCAUGGACACACACCCUAUAGCAGUAUGCUUAAUCAAGGACUUGGAGUUCCAGGAAUGGGAGCCACCCAAGGAUUCAGGACUGGUUUUACAAAUAUACCAAGUAGAUAUGGAAAUAACAAUAGAAUUGGACAACCAAGACCAUGAUGUACUCUAACUUAUUUUUAUGAAGAAUAUUGACUCCUAGGCUUCCAAUAUAUUUAGUAAUUCAACUUUGCAUUGACUGUUCAAUCAUUUACACGAAAUGUUAGAGAAUAGUAGGCUUGUUCACAUUUCAUGAAACCUAUAAACUAUAUUUUUGUAAAAUGUUUUGUGGCAGUGAGAUCCUUGUAAAUGUUAUAGUCUUUAAAUAGACUUCCUUUAGAAAGCGUGUUUCUCUAAAUUUGAAUUUUGCUAUCCUUGGUUUUGUAGCUGACUACAAUGUGAUACGACCCUACCUUUAUAAGAGAGCCACUUCAUGGAGUGGAUCUAUCACUUUACUAAGAAGACAAUAUUUUCUUUAGUGAAAUUUAUAAACAUGCUUCUUAAAUAAUAUACAUUUUAGGAAAGGACAAAAA